Messenger RNA from Penicillium chermesinum, 3336 nucleotides. RefSeq lists its product as uncharacterized. The transcript is spliced from 5 exons. Lineage: Eukaryota; Fungi; Ascomycota; Eurotiomycetes; Eurotiales; Aspergillaceae. Gene Ontology annotation, cellular component: cytoplasm. The record is from RefSeq and is a predicted model, not a curated record. The coding region runs from base 1 to 3336 and encodes 1111 amino acids.
AUGCCGUUACGAUCAAAGGCCGACUCCUGGAACGCCCUCGGCGCCGGUGAGGAUCGCGCGGUACAAGAUGGCAUCACCGCACAGCUGAGACAGAUCCUUGAGCAGGCCCACCUAUCUGGGAGUGAGCUGAGAACCCCAGCAGCACAGGCGCAGCUGCGGGGAGCGGUCGAGGCUCGGAUACCUCUGAUGCCCGCCACGGUCCAGGCAGCAUACUCCGCCAACCGGCGAGCCAGCGUUGAGAGCUUACUCCACUUGACAUACCACGAGAAGCAUCUCCAUGGCCGACAGGACCGUCCUCGCUCAACGGAAUCACCUUCAUUCUCGAUCGACAGCACCCCUGCGACCGUUUCUCCUGGACCGGUGGUCUUACUGUACGACAGCGCCAUCCGAGUCUCUCGCGCCGGGGCGAGCCAACGGUGUCGGUUCCAGAUCAGCCUGUACCUUGAGCCUCCUAGGAAGGUGUUGGCCAGCACGGCUAUCGACGUGAACCAGCUCGUGUUCAGCAAAUUCACGGAGGACCUGAAGCAAGAGUUCGGAUACGACGAUCUGCAGGACGAGAUCCUGUGGAGAGAUCCUGCGGAGACUGCCGAAGGGCCCCCGCCGGCAAAUACCAUCCGAGGCCAAAACACGUGGGUGACGGCGAUGAUUGAGAUGCAGCAGGCUGGCACGGCGGCCCCCCCCGGCCGAGCUGGGCCCGAUUCAUUUCGAGAUUGGUCCCCAACUGUCGACAGGUUCGUGAACCCCACCCUCCUCCUCCUCUUCUUCCCCGAGCGCCACCCAAAGCGGCCGUCUGUUUGUCAUCGCGGGAGUGACAGCAAGAGCCCAACAGAAGACCCAACCGCCGAUGAAGGGAGGGAAGAGAAUACAGGUCCCGCUGUCGAGGCGCGCGCUACUGGCCCUUCCGAUAACCCGGGCGGUUGGGAUAUCGGACAUGGCCCUCGCCGUACCAGUGACGCUAGUGAUACGGGGGAUAUAGGCGGCGAGAUAGCCGGAGAUGCGAACAGCAGUCAGGACCACAAGAGCCCAUCCCCUCAGCCAGCCGCGCGUGACCCGCCCGAGGUGAUCGAGAUCGGUUCGGACACGGACUACGAUGCGUCCGAGCUCUUCGAGGAGGCGGGCCUGGUCGACCAGGAAGAACGACUUCGUCAGUUCCAAGAGGCACUCAAGAUCGACCAGUACACCGCAGAGCGAUGGGCCGAAUGCCGCCGAUUCUACCAGAUUGCCGAAGACUCCCAGCUGGGAGACCGUCCGUCCGACUUGAUCCCGCUCCGUGGUCUGAAACGGCCGUUGCUACCGCACCAGGCCUUUGCGGUGUGGUGGAUCCUGCACAGCGAAACCACGACUGGCACGGGCGGGUUCGAGGCGGACGACAUGGGGAUCGGGAAGACCUUGAUUGCGCAAGCCACGGUGGUGGUCGCGCGGUGGGUGAUGCGGGCCACCGAGGCCGUGCAGCAGGCGCGAGCGACCAGCGGCGCCACGCACCUGGCGGCCACAAACGUAGACCCUCGCCGGCGAUGUCCCAGCGCGGGUCGCAACCCGUAUCCGAUCUGCUGUCCAUGCGAAUUCGGAAGCCCGACCGGCCGUCUGCAGCCCAGCUGCGGGCUCCAGCUCUUCAUGGUGCCCCCGAAGCUGAUGGUCCACUGGGUCAAGGAAUGGACGUUGAACGUGGACACGACGGUGGUCGACCUCGAGCUCCUCCUCGGGUACAACCCCGCCCACGCGGCGCUACGGGGCGUCGGCUACCGUUUCGUCAGCCAAUUGGAUGACUCGCAGAAGGCGCUGCUCCAGUACCGCGAGGCGCAGGUCUGGGGCCACGCAGCGGGCCUACAACGCUACACCGCGGCCACCGGGGAAACGUUACAGCGCGAGCAGCAGGCACACCUGGAGGAUAUACGUCGGAAUCAGCCUCUCGCGCGACCGGGCCAGGAUCGGUACGUGAUCCUCACGACUCCCAAAUCCUUCCAGACACAGGUGGUCGAGCCGCUCGCGGUGCGGUUUUCGCAGGCGCGGCCACGGCAGCGCGGCCCGAAGGGAGGACUCAGAGCACCACAGCCGCCGGUGCGAUACUUCUUCCGGGACACAACAAUCUGGUCGCGGGCCUUCCGGGACGAGUGCCACGAGGAGAAAGGCCGCCAGACAAAUAGCCUCCGUGCCCUUCGCGGCCUCCGCGGGCCCACGCCACGGGUGGGGCCAUCCACCGAUCCCGCCGACGUUGCCCCAACAACCCCCCCCGCCGGUGUGGUGAUCGAGCGGCCGCAAUGGACCGGCGAUGAGAAGCUUCGGUCCUGCGGCAGCGGUGCUCUGCAACAACUCGGACACGAUUUCCGCCGGGCCGUCCUCCCCAGCUACGAAGUGACUGCGAUCAUCGACCGCUUCCGACAGGUUUUGAACCGGAUCAACUACCUUUCCCGCAAAGUCUCCUCACACUGGCAGGGCCAGCCGAUCAUCACCCUACCACCGCAUUGUUCGAUUGACAUCAACUGCCCGAUUCCCCCCGCGUUCCUGGCACAGCUCCACCACCUUGACCGCACGACCAAUGCGGACUCCCAACGGUUCCCAGGACGAGAGAGGACUCCCGAUUCUCGUGCACCCGGGGUCCAUCUUCGGGCAACCUUACAGCGUCUCCGGGUUUUCGUCACGUUCCCGGCCCUCUAUCCGAUCUACCAAGAGCGGUCGGACCUGCCCCUGACGAUCGAUCGGCUUAGCGAGCAGGGCUGGGACGUCCGACCCGAGGCGUCCUGGUUCGCGACGCAUCUGGCGCAAGUCGUCGACCCGAGCCCGAAGCUCCAAGCGCUCUUCCGCAUUAUCCAUGGGCUGGGGGUCGACUUUGGCGGCCGGAAGGAGAAGCUGGUCAUUCUGUCUAUGUACCCAGUGGUAGCGCUGAUUGUGUAUCUCGCCGUCCGGGCCGACUUUCCCGAACAGCACGCGUCGCUGAUCCUCUCGACGACUCCGAACCGCCAGAGCCUUCUCGAUUCGUUCCAGGAAUAUGAUAUCGGGCAGGUGGUCGACGGGUGGCCUGCGCCGGGCAUCCUCAUAGGCACCACGGGCACCCUUGGUACCGGAGUAACGUGCACGCGCGCAUUCCGGCUAGUCUUGAUGGAACCGUGCUUCAUGGGGCGGGAUGAGCGACAGGCUUUUGCUCGCAUUCGGCGGAUUGGGCAGCAGAACCCGCGCACGUACGGGAUCCGACUGAUUACGGAUAAUUCCGAAUGCGAGACGCGGAUCCUACACCGACAGUUCUUCCGGCGGCGGCUCCAAGAGGCUGAGGAUGUUCCUAAAACACGAAUAGUUGGCUCCCCACGUCCAUCGUAUGCCAGCUUUGAGGAUAUGGUAUAA